GCCGGGUGGCUGUGGGUCUCAGACCGAACAAGUGCUCAGUCCGCUGGCUGUUUCAUCUCUCGCUUGCGGCUGACAGACAUACCUCUCGCACAACCAUGUCAUUGCUGGCAGACGAGCUUCCUCAGCAGCUCCGCAAUCGCUAUUUUGUCCUGCGGCACGGCCACUCCCUGGCCAACCAAGCGGGCAUCAUCCAGAGCGAUCCCGAUCGGGGAACGCAAGGGUUUGGUCUCUCAGAGCUGGGCAAGUCCCAGGCCAACGACAAGACGCGGCGCUUUCUCGGGGUGAAUGAAGGAUGGUUUUGCAGCUCGCCUGGACUACACAACAGCGACGGAAACGAUGGCGACGACGGCAAGGCCUGCAAAUGGAGCCGGCUCUGGAUCUUCUCGUCGGAUUUCAAGCGGGCCUUCGAGACUGCCGAGAUCGUCAGGGACGUCUAUCCCGGCCCCUGCGAGCUGACAACCACGCCGCUUUUGCGCGAGCGGUUCUUUGGCUAUGGGCUCGAAGGACAGCCAAACACCCGCUACGACCAAGUCUGGGCCUUUGACGGCCAGCGUCUGCCUGUUCCCCGCUUCUCUGACGAGGAAAGAGCCGAGCAUCCUGACGAUGCUGUGGAGAGCCCCGUCUCUGUGCGCAACCGGGUCCUGGGCCUGAUUUCGCAAAUCGAACGAGCAGAUACCGAGCGAACCGGCCCAAGGAAUAUUGUGCUCGUGGCCCACGGCGACACACUGCAGAUCCUACAGACGGCGUUUGCGCGCAUCGAGCCCUGGGACCACCGCAGCCUUCGCCAUCUCGAUACGGCCGAAUGGCGGCAAUUGGUCCUCAGUGAAAGUUGAUUGUGUUGCCUGAGCGGCAUCUGUCUGUUUCGAUCUGAGUUUCCAUCGAAACUCGGCUGAACCUCCUCAAACCCGUGGCCCCGAAUGAGAUGAAUAGAACAUCGUGUUAGGAAAGGAAUGAGGAUUCAAA
This is a messenger RNA of Polychytrium aggregatum, 963 nucleotides long. RefSeq names its product histidine phosphatase superfamily. The record is from RefSeq and is a predicted model, not a curated record. NCBI's taxonomy places the organism in Eukaryota, Fungi, Chytridiomycota, Chytridiomycetes, Polychytriales. The coding region runs from base 96 to 833 and encodes 245 amino acids. The transcript is spliced from 2 exons.